AUGUCCGUGUCUCUGUGGUGUGAAGAGGUGGAGGAAGAACAGGGGCCAGACGGGGGCCAAGACAAGGGCCGGGGUACGGGCUCGGCUCAGGUGCGAGCCGCCUGGGACCCCACCGUGUCCGGGCAGCGCGUCAUCCAGGGGCUGCUUCACAUGGAGGAGAGGUACAUGCCAUCCAUCCUCUACAUCACCCUCAUCCAGCGAGAUCCAAAACGCAGAGAAGAGCUCACUAAAUGGGCCCUCGAGGUGUGUUGUGAGUGUGGCUGUGACGAGGCAGUGUUCCCGCUGUCGGUCUCUCUGAUGGAUCGGUUCCUGUCUGCCUCCUUGUCCCUGCCUGUCUCUCCCUAUUGCCUAACUGCCACCUGCAUCCUCAUUGCCUCGAAACUGACGGAGUGUGAGAAUGUCGCCGCUGACACCCUCUGUGCCGCAGCUGAACACAGCUUCUCGGCGUCUAAUCUACGGGAGAUGGAGCGCGUCGUACUUGCUACUCUCCGAUGGGACACCGCAGCAGUAACUCCUCAGGACUUCCUCCCGCACUUCCUGUCCUGUGUGGAGGAGAGUAAAGGGAGGGAGGGCAACUCUCUGGAGCUCCUGUCCACCCUGCGCCGACAUAGUGACACGCUGGUGGCCAUGUGUGUCUGUGACUCCCGUUUCCUGGGAGCCCCUCCGUCUCUUAUUGCUGCAGCAUCACUGAACUCUGCCCUCCGAGGUCUUGGCGAUAAAGAGUCCGGCCAGCUGGCUCAUAUGAGCCAAUUACUGACAGUGUUGUGCCAAACAGAGAUAACGGUGCUGCAGUGCUACAGUGAAAUGAUAGAAUGUGCCCUCAGACAGCGCUUAGGGGAUGGACUGCAAGGCUUCCCCAAGGAAAAAGAAGAAGAGGUGGAGAAUGAGAGAGCAGGAACUCCUACUGACAUGCGAGAGAUUGAUUUCUAA
Lampris incognitus (smalleye Pacific opah) is the source of this 930-nucleotide messenger RNA. RefSeq names its product cyclin Dx (gene ccndx). Gene Ontology annotation, molecular function: cyclin-dependent protein serine/threonine kinase regulator activity. The record is from RefSeq and is a predicted model, not a curated record. Gene Ontology annotation, cellular component: cyclin-dependent protein kinase holoenzyme complex; cytoplasm; nucleus. The transcript has 4 exons. Lineage: Eukaryota; Metazoa; Chordata; Actinopteri; Lampriformes; Lampridae. Gene Ontology annotation, biological process: regulation of cyclin-dependent protein serine/threonine kinase activity; mitotic cell cycle phase transition; positive regulation of G1/S transition of mitotic cell cycle. The coding region runs from base 1 to 930 and encodes 309 amino acids.